AUGUACCCAUUAAAUUUUCCGAGAACAGCGUCUCUCGUUCUCGGAACAACUUCUCAUGUUCUCGGAACAACGUCUUCCGUUUUCAGAACAGUGCUCUUGGAACAAUUCUCCCUGUAUAUAAAUCAGCUGAGUCCUUGUUGUUUAAGCUGAUUAAAAAGGAUUAAGAGGGAUAUAGGAGGAGUUAGAGGAUUUAAGUGAAUAUCAAGAUGUGUGCGUGACAUCGGCUGAUCAAGAAGAAUAACUGUGGAGUGGUAUAAAGGGAUUUUAAAGGAUUAAAGGGGAUACCCGUCCAAAUCACCGGAUAUCACCGAUAUCCCAUUUGAUCCGUAUACAUCCAACUUAAUCCUCAGACAUCUCCCUAUACCCUUAAUCCCUCUAUAUCUCCUAUAUCACAUAAUCCUCAUAAAUCUCUUAGCUCACUUAAGCCUAUACACUCAUACCGUCUUAAUCACUUAAAAUCCCUCAAUUCUUACGACAUUUUAACACUAAAA
Molecule: messenger RNA, 491 nt
Organism: Meloidogyne enterolobii
Lineage: Eukaryota; Metazoa; Nematoda; Chromadorea; Rhabditida; Meloidogynidae
Source: the annotation of a GenBank genome assembly